This is a messenger RNA of Gamsiella multidivaricata, 1541 nucleotides long. RefSeq lists its product as uncharacterized. The transcript has a single exon. Bases 139 to 1488 code for a protein of 449 amino acids. Lineage: Eukaryota; Fungi; Mortierellomycota; Mortierellomycetes; Mortierellales; Mortierellaceae. The record is from RefSeq and is a predicted model, not a curated record.
UCAGCAUCUUCAUUCCGUUUCAGAUCAUUCAUCAUUUUUGUUUUUCUUUUCUUUGCUGGUUGUACAGCAUAUCACACAACACGGGUUUGUCGCACACUUCCUAUGGUCAGACAAAUUUCAUGAACCACCAAACACAAAAUGCGCGUAGCAGUAGACCCUCAAUCACCCUCCUUCCCGCUCCUCCUCCUCCUGGCAUCAGCCCUCGCUAACCUCGUCCAGGGACAUCCCUCAAUACCAAGGCCACCACCCGCACCAGUACCAGAACCGCCUGCCCCAUCCCCAUCCUCAAUACCCUCUUCCCCCUCGAACGCCCUACAUCGACCUAAUUACCCUCCCAAUGUCUCCAUCCUCAACCUCAACCGCCGGGAAGUCCCUCCCUCAGCAGACUCCGCACCCCACUUCGCAUCCCUCGCUGAAGCUCUCGCCGCACCUGUUGCACUCGCCCAAUCCCUUGCCUGGGUCGACUAUUACACCCCUAUAGGAGGCUUCGUAUCCGAAGACACCGCCUCCUCAGGCGACUGUCUCCGGAUCUCUCGCCCGUCCUGGGGAAUCAUCAAUAUCACACCCAUGACCUCACUUUCGGACAACGCCAAGGACCAGGUCCAACUAUAUAACGACCUCAAUUGUGGAGUCCUCAACCGUGAACCGGCCUCGCAGACGGGGCUGACGUUGAUUUCGUGGUACUUCUUUAACAUCCCACAGAGCUUGAGGUGGACGAGGAUCUUGCCGUCGUUGCCAGCAACGACUACCGUGCCGAAAGAAACAACUACUGCAGCAACAACAACAACUAUUACUACUACCAUCGCCAACACUACAGCGGCAACGAUGACGGCGACACUGACAACUACGAUGUUGACUACCUCGUCAACUCCGACUACAUCCCCAAUAACAACGCCUGUGAGCAAACCCCCGACGCCGUCCGGGGAUGCGCCCACGCCGAUCAGGACCACCUUCCCUACCGCCUUGAUCCCUCCAAAACCUAUGGACGCAACUUCUGGAUGGGGAAACUCCUGCAACCCAAACUCGACCUCGACAUCCGGUUCCCAACCGGACUGCAAGGGCGCGACCCGUAAAGUCAAUCAAGUCCUCAUCGUCGGAAUCACUGUCGCCGUGCUCGUUGUCGGACUCAUGGCCGCGGGAGCCUUUUAUAUCUACAGGACCUUCUAUACGCCCCCCGAAGACUCCUUCCCAGGAUCUUCGGCCUUCAUAGGCACCGGUGCAGGCGUGCGAUCGAAUCCUCGCACGGCUUACGGGGGAGGAACCGGUGGGGGCAGUGGGCAUGAUGAUGACUACCAAUAUAUCCAUGAUGAGGAUGAGAACUCGCCGCCGAGGUUUAUGUUCGAUCACCGACAUGAUAACAUCAACACGAAUAAAAACCCGAAGCUGUUCAAGGAGAACGUCAGUGACCCGUCCUCGUCUUCGAAUCAACAGCAGACUUCGUUUGGACAUAGUCCUUCGGAUAUCAGCUUGAUUGAGCGGACGAAAUAGUAGUAAUAGUAGUAAUAAUAAAACCUGUACAUGUUCUAUCGAGUACGUGAUCG